AUGUCGGGCAUCGACACUGCUUAUGCUUUUGAUCAUAAUCAUAGGCCACAUAAAGCAAGCCAACCUGCUUUGCAAGCAAUAAAGAACCUUUGUACACAACAUGGACAACUUCAACUGCAUCAUUUCCAACUCUUAUGCCGCCUAGGCUGCGGGGAUAUUGGAAAAGUUUUCCUCUGCAAGAUUCACAAAUCUUUUAAGCCACACCCCAAUUGCUAUUUUGCCAUGAAAGUAGUGGACAGAAAAUCUCUGACUUUGAAAAAUAAGCUGAAGAGGGCAAACAUGGAGAAGCACGUGUUGAGUAUGCUUGACCACCCUUUCUUGCCAACCCUUUAUGCAAAUUUUAAUGCUUAUCAAUACUCUUGUUUGGUCAUGGAUUAUUGCCCUGGUGGUGACUUGUUUACACUUCAGCAGCAUCAGUCAGAUCUUCAUUUUAGCAUCUCCACUGCAAAAUUCUUUGCAGCUGAGGUGCUUCUAGCUCUUGAGUAUCUCCACAUGUUGGGGAUAAUUUAUAGAGACCUCAAGCCAGAAAAUGUGCUUAUUCAAGAAGAUGGCCAUAUCAUGUUAUCUGACUUUGAUCUCUCUCUUCACUUGGAAGUUCAUCCCAAGAUUCUAAAAUUUGGGCCUCACUAUGAGAUUGUGAACAAGAGAAUAAAGAAGCCAAUGUUGUGUUGCAGAAAUUCAGAUGAAUUUGUGAAAAGGGGUAUGAAGAAAGCAGCCAUUGCAGAUAGUGUGAUACUGCUACAUGCUUCAGAAGGAGCACAUGGAGUGGACAUGAUUGAUAUGUCAGCUGAGCCCAUUAAUGGUAGAUCACAUUCAUUUGUUGGGACUCACGAGUAUUUGGCACCAGAAGUGAUUUUGGCACUGGGCCAUGGAAGUGCAGUGGAUUGGUGGGCAUUUGGUGUGUUUCUUUAUGAGCUUUUGUUUGGAUUUACACCUUUUAAAGACACAAGCAGUGAGAAAACACUGAACAAUAUCAUAGAGAAGCCAUUAACCUUCCCAAGAAGAACAAACACUAGAGACAGAAAAAAUCAUGGGGAGAUUGCGAAGGCACAGGACCUUAUUAGGAAGCUGCUCGUGAAAAAUCCCAUUAAGAGAAUGGGAUACAACAUGGGAUCUUGCGAGAUAAAAAAACAUGAGUUCUUUGAAGGGGUCAACUGGGCCUUAAUCAGAUCAAUUAAAGCUCCUUUUAUUCCUAGAACUAGAACUUUACUCGAAAAACAAACCUCAUUUACUACCAUGCCAAAACUUGGCUCCAAGGACAAAGCAACAAUGCAAGGCCCUCAUCAAUUUGAUUUCUUCUAAUUAACUUUAAUUAGUGCCAUUAUUAAGGUCAAGAACAGACUCAUGUUGGCAACCUUUCCCUACCUGCUAGAUUCACUG
Molecule: messenger RNA, 1380 nt
Organism: Abrus precatorius (Indian licorice)
Lineage: Eukaryota; Viridiplantae; Streptophyta; Magnoliopsida; Fabales; Fabaceae
Product: protein kinase PINOID 2-like
Exons: 2
Coding region: 1-1302 (433 amino acids)
Biological process (GO): protein phosphorylation
Cellular component (GO): nucleus; plasma membrane; cytoplasm
Molecular function (GO): protein serine/threonine kinase activity; ATP binding
Source: RefSeq, a predicted model, not a curated record